AUGAACAUCCAUGACCAAUUGAUCGCUGAAAAGACUCAAUUGGCAGCUCUAAAGGCACGGGCACUUGCCUUCGAGAGGGCAGCGCAGAAACUCUCAAAAAUUCUGAACUACGAUGACAAGUUUGCAGAGGCAAAUGCGAUACUGGUGAGACUAUACAAUCGCCUCUCUGAAAGAUUGAGAAUUGGCCGUUAUGUUCAUCCGAGUAUCCUGGUAUUCGUCAAUGAAAUGACGAACGGAAUACAGAAUUUGAACGAUACAUCGCGACUCUAUCGAAAAUGCAUCAAAUACAUAGAAUUCGGUCCAAAGUCUAGUGCAGAACACAUCCGCCUCGGGGAUACUCUUCUACGCCAGCCAUUAGAAUCUGCCAAUAUUGAGGACUAUGCCCACGGCAAGUUUACUGUUGAUGGGGCUCUGCGUCAUCUUGACUUGAAUCUUGAGCCAGAAAUGGUGACUACAAUAGAUCAGCAGUUCCAGGAACUCCGCGUAUCACUUCAAAAGAUACAGAAUUUGGAAAAGAUCAAAGAUUCGGAGCCAGCCUCGUGUUCUACACUGACAUCAUCCCAGUACUCAAUGCCUUCAUGCGCUGACCCAUUCCAAUGGCUACCUCCAGAUCUAAUAGCAAAUGUUGCAAAGCUGCUUUCACUCGAAGAUGUCAUAAACUGCAAUAUGGUAUGCUCUCUGUGGCGCCGUAAUCUUCUUGACAUGCCCUCGGUCUUUCAAAAACCUUUAAUCCUCUGUGAGGAUGCUACCGCAGCUGUGUAUUACAAGAGGAUAAAACUUGUACGGAGUUUAGUGUCUAGUUUACCAACACACAAAAUAAGUAAACUUCAUAUAGCUUCAACCACCAGCAAGGAACAGUUACAGCACAUCUUGGAAAGUGUCAUCAGCGAGAGAAAGCUUAUAUUCCAAGCUUUGGAAGUUUCUAAUGAGUACAUGACUCUCGACCUUUUAUUUCAUGCCCUCAAGAAGAAAAGGUUUCGCUGCCCUGGUCUUCUUUCAAUCACAGAAUUGAAAUUAGACAUAAAAAAUACAAUGUACAAUUCCGAAGUACUCUUAGAAUUACUUCCAAAUCUACAAAGGUUGGAACUCGUUUGCGAGAAACAUGCCCUACGAGAAAAUGGUUAUGUAGAGUUUCAGAAUACCACAGGGUUCCAAAACUUGCUGCACGCUGCCGAGCAACGAAAGAAGGUCAAAAAUUUGCAACGUCUUUCCCUCAUAUGUAACGAAAUGUAUCGGGUAUAUUCGAUGGGAGAAAUGGGACCCCAAACGUUUGAUUCGAAGCCGCAACUUCUUCAUGCUGCUUAUCCCAAUUUGACUGAGUUUCAAAUGGCAAAUCAUUCUUUCAGAGACGGAAUAGAAGUCGAUCAAUUUAAGAGGUUCUUAUCCACGUCAGACAACCUCAAGAUACUAUACCUUGAAAAUAAUGAUGAUUUUACCUUUGAAAUGCUCUUCAAUCUAAUCAAACUUGCCAAACCGCGGUUUCAACUAGAGAGUCUCACUUAUAGACCGAGAAUGUGCCUUGUUGACAAGUAUGAAUUGCUGGAGCCGGCGGAGUAUCAGUGCUUAGCAAAUUUGACGCAUCUUGACCUCUUUGGUGCUUUUAUCGACCAGCAAAAUCUCACGAAGUUGCUCCGAAUAGUCAAUGGAGAUCAUACUCUUAAAACACUCAAUGUUGGAGAGACUAGUUUUUCUUUAUUCGAUAAACCCUUUUCUAUGUCAUAUAUUCCAGAGAAGACUGAUCUCGCGCUCGAACAACUUUUAAUCAGUGUCGACAGUCUUAUUCUAGGGGGCACAUACAGAAUGAAUGAAUUCUGUUUAUUGUAUUUGGCAAACUCCUUGGCUUGCGUCAGGGGUCCAGAUUGGGCUUUGAAGUAUCUCGAUAUUUCGUUUUGUGGAGAAAUCUGUGACAAUGCACUCAGAAACUUGCUUGGAACCAGUAAUUACUAUGCAAAGCCUCGCGUGGAAACACUAGUUGUGAGCGGGCCGAAGAUUAGUGUGAAGACUCUCGAGAAGUUCAAGAGUAAGGGCCUCAUUGGAAAGUAUGAGAUGAGUUCCGAGAAGUGGAGACAGUUUGGUGUCAAUAGCUUGUACCUUGGUUGGCACUGA
Messenger RNA from Australozyma saopauloensis, 2106 nucleotides. RefSeq lists its product as uncharacterized. The record is from RefSeq and is a predicted model, not a curated record. NCBI's taxonomy places the organism in Eukaryota, Fungi, Ascomycota, Pichiomycetes, Serinales, Metschnikowiaceae. The coding region runs from base 1 to 2106 and encodes 701 amino acids. Gene Ontology annotation, molecular function: protein binding. The transcript has a single exon.